AUGCGUUGCCCUGUGACGGUGUACAGCGAGGGCACCAGACUGAAUGCUCUGCAGCUGAUCUCGGAAAGUCAUGCGAAAGCGGCCAAGCUGGAGCUGGAGAUCAGGAACGAUGCUGGUGAAAGCAGACUGAUUAUUUUCCGACCAAAUUGGCAGUUAUCAGGUGAUUCGGAAAAGGCUGGCGUGGCACCGUGUCAUUUUGAGGGCUUCAGCAGCGACGGCGAACACAGUGCCAUGAGCACAUGCUCUCUUUCACUUUUCGGGUAA
Gongylonema pulchrum is the source of this 264-nucleotide messenger RNA. Lineage: Eukaryota; Metazoa; Nematoda; Chromadorea; Rhabditida; Gongylonematidae. The record is from the annotation of a GenBank genome assembly.